UAUGAAAUCGCCUUGCAAAUGAUUAUACAUCGAUAGCGCCCCAUAAAGUUUGCUAUAAAAAUAUAAAUAAUAAUCAAAACAAUGGAAAACAUUGUUCAAGACCCCUCAAUUUUGGGCAUAGAUUGUUGGCUUAUAAUUUGCGACUUACUCUCAGAUCAAGAUAUUAUAAAUCUGUCUAAGAUUUUGUGCUACCAUCAAAAUAUAAAAAAUGGAAAAUUUCGUUUGCAAAAAAAUGCGAAUAUUUAAGUUUAGACGACUUUAGUUUUUUUCUUUAUUCUAUUCGUUUGACUGUUGAAUACAUUAGUGUAAUAUUUAUGCCAGAAGAAUAUUUUGAGCGGUUGAAAUCUUAUUGCUUCCCAAAUGUCAGUGAAAUGCGAAUUACUUUAGAACGUCCUAUGAGUGAUGUAGAUAUCGUAUCCUUGAGCAAUGUGUUCCCUAAUCUACGUUCUUUUUCACCACAUGGAAUUUGCAAGAACUCCUUGGAACAUUUCAGUUAUUUGGAAAACUUGUCUUUGACAUGCUGUCGAAGCUUGAGCAUAAAUGAUUUUCGGCAUCUAAUUACAAAGCUCAACUUGAAAUCUCUGACUUUAGACCUUUUUAAAAAAGUUAGCCCAUUGGGCUACGAAGAAUUAUUAAGAUUAAGUAAAAUUGAACACAUAACUCUUAACAUCAAAGAAUUAAGCUGGGUCAGCUCUUACGAUGUUAAGAGACCAGUCCUCUUCGAAAACCUAAAAACUCUAACAAUAACCGGCGCUAUUUUCGAAUCAGUGGAGAUGGACAAUUUAUUUACGAAUAUUCAAUUUAUUGUGCCACGGGAUGUACAUGAUCUUGAAAUCGCCAAUGUAGACGAUGCUUUUCUUAAUAAAUACAUGAUGUCAAAUAGUUAUGAAUUCCUUAAGAAAGUGAGAGUAAUAACACUAAUUAACGUAAGGAUCUUAGAUGAUAUUUUCUGCAUGGGCAGUCUAUACGAAAAUCUGAGAAAGGCUUAUUUUUUCUGUUCUCACACGACAAACCCAGAUAAGGUUUGUUCAAUAAUAUCGAAUUCCAAGCAACUGGAUAUACUAAGCUUUGAAGAGUGCAAAUCGCCUAAAAUCAUAAUAAAUGAAGCAGUCAUUAAAGAAUCAUGCAAAGGGCGUAAGAAACCGAUGACACUCAAUUGGUACCCACAGACAAAGAAUCUAGAUAUACUUUGUAGUGAAGGAUAUGAAAAUUAUAUAAAAAUAACGAGUAAACGAUAUGUUGCAAGUAACUUUGACACGAUGACAAUUAAAUUUAAGUAGCAUCAACAUCGAAUGUUUCAUCAAGUUUGAAUAAUAUUCUUGUCAUAUGCUCACUAAUAUAGUUUUUUUAUUUUAGAACGAUGGUUAAAUAUGUUAAAAAA
Messenger RNA from Ceratitis capitata (Mediterranean fruit fly), 1381 nucleotides. RefSeq lists its product as uncharacterized. The transcript has 2 exons. NCBI's taxonomy places the organism in Eukaryota, Metazoa, Arthropoda, Insecta, Diptera, Tephritidae. The record is from RefSeq and is a predicted model, not a curated record. Bases 315 to 1280 code for a protein of 321 amino acids.